Messenger RNA from Pantherophis guttatus, 3255 nucleotides. The record is from RefSeq and is a predicted model, not a curated record. NCBI's taxonomy places the organism in Eukaryota, Metazoa, Chordata, Lepidosauria, Squamata, Colubridae.
CACUCAAGCACGGAACUCUUGCACCAACAGCUGCAAUGAGACGGCAACACUUCAGUAUUUUAGUAACUAAAAGUCAGCUGCAGAUGCUUGGCUGAAACACCAUAUUAUAUACAUAUUCUAUCUUAUGAAAUGGUCAAGUUUUCCAUUGAUUCUGGCUUUCUGCCAGCCAAGGAGACAUUUCCAAAAUGUUAAAUUCCACUCCAGUCAGUGGCCAAUACACAAAAUAGGAUUGACAUUCGUGGCAUCUAUAAUUAACUCUGAUUCUUACAGUGACAUCCACUGUUGUGAUAAGCCAAACUACAUUUGAGAUAACUUGCUUUUUAAUCAAACAACACAACAAUGCUUCAAGAAAUUGGGAUUCUUCACCUUCUCUCAAGCAGAUGCAAGAUAAUGUUGAAGACCUCCAGUGUUCCUUGAAUAAUCAAAGCACUGAAAAUGCCUACAAAACAACCAAGGUUGUAGAAGUUGGUGUGCUUGAAAAUGUCAGGUUAAAAGCAGUACUAAAUAUUUCAGAGAACAUCGUCUGCCACUGGGUUUUUAAAGAGAUCCGGACCAAAUGUAAUUCCUCUCUGGAUUUGGAGAACCGGCAUAUCGUUUCAGUGGAGUUCCCAAGAAUCAAAGAAACCCAAGAGGGAAAUCACACACUGUUAAUUACAACUGAAACCAGUAACUACACUAUAGUAUUUAUGUUGUAUAUAAGGAGAAGCCCAGGAAAGCCAUAUUUCAUAAAACAUGGAGAUGAAAGUGUGAGGUGCAUAUCAGAAGGACAUCCUACACCAGUUCUUGAAUGGUUGCCUUGCCAGGUUCCUGAUGACAAGUGUAGAUUUGUUUCUGAAGACCUGAUGAAAAGUCAGAAAGGACAGCUUUCUUUAAGAAAAGAGGGCCUGUCAUUUGAACCACAUGUAUGGUGCUGUGCAACUAUUGGUAAUAACUGGAGCAAAGUAUGCACAGAGCUUUAUACAAUAGAUCUGAGUGGAAAAUCAGAAAGCACUGGGCAGGAACUAUUUCUCAGAGUUGGAGAUCCACUGUUCUUAAGAUGCAGAUCCAAAUAUAACACUCAUCAGUUUGGAAAUAAGUGGCAUUUUGGAAACAAGCAAUUAACAAAGAAUAUGACGCUAGAAGGAAGAUGGCAAUUGAAUUCAUCUUGGGUUAAGACUCUGUAUGCAUUUAUGUCAUCUGUGGAACAACAUAAUGGUGGUAAUUAUACUUGUUCUUCUGAAGAAAUUGCUGCCAAGAAAACUGCUAUAGUUAGAAUUUUAGACAAAGGGUUUAUCAAUAUAACCAAUGCAAAGGAAGAUUUUGAAGUUGGCAUAGAAGAAAAGACCUGCCUUGAAGUUAAACUUAAAGCCUAUCCACCAAUCAGAUGCAUUUGGAUAUUUUCUAAAAUGUCAUUUCCAUGUCAGCAAACUUACACAGACACUUACAGCAUCUCUGCAAGCUUUUGUGAUCAUAAAAACCAACCGGGCGAAUAUUUAUUUUAUGCAGAAAAUAUUGAUGUGUUUGUGAAGAGGACAUUAAGACUCUAUGUGAAGAGCAUGCCUAAAGUAAACAUGAGCUCAACAUUUAAUCAGUUAUCUUGCAUGGCUGAAAGCAAUCCUGCUUCAUUGUGGAUCUGGAAGGAAUGUUACAGAAAACAUAUCAAUUGCACUGAAAUCACAGAUGGAAUUUCAAAUGAAAGACGUCAAGGAAGAAUAUUUGGCUCCUGGAUCUCAAGGAGCACUUUAGAUACAAAGAACAUACAAACUGGACAUUUCGUUGAAUGCUGUGCAAGCAAUUCAGUUGGCUAUUCUUGUGAAACUUAUUUUGUCGAACCAAAAGGUAAUCUUUUGCUAUAUGCAACAUUUGGAGUCUGCUUUCCAAUUAUCGCUGGGUUGUGCAUAUUAACUUACCGAAACUAUAAAAAGCAAUUUAGAUAUGAAAGACAACUGCAUAUGAUACAAAUGGUUGGUUCUUCCAACAAUGAAUACAUCUACAUUAAUUUCAGUGAGUUGGAGUAUGAUGUCCAGUGGGAGUUUCCCAGAGAAAAUCUGAAAUUUGGGCAAGUACUGGGCUCUGGUGCCUUUGGAAAAGUCAUGAAUGCUACUGCAUAUGGAAUUAGUGAACCUGGAGCAUCCAUCCAAGUUGCCGUCAAAAUGCUUAAAGAAAAAUAUGACUCUUUGGAAAAAGAUGCUCUAAUGUCUGAACUCAAAAUGAUGAUUCGUAUUGGAAGUCAUGAAAACAUUGUGAAUCUGCUAGGAGCAUGCACCAAGUCAGGACCAGUUUAUUUAAUUUUUGAAUAUUGUUGCUAUGGGGACCUCCUGAACUACUUACGAAGCAAAAGAGACACCUUUCACAAAACAUGGACUGAAGUCUUCAGUCAGCACAACUUUAGUUUUUAUCACAAUUUUCGAGGACAAAUCAAUUCAAGUGUACCCUUUAUCUCCAGAAAUGGAAUCAAACUAACAAAUGGAUCUUACCUACCAGUUGGCCAAAUGGAUCGCUCACAUGCAAAACAAGACUUAGAUGUGAUUUCUAAAACAUAUGGAAGUGCCCUGAUUUCAGAGGAAGAUGAAGUGAAAUAUGUGAACAGGAGACUAGAUGUUGAAGAAAGCCUCAAUAUAUUGACUUUUGAAGACCUUCUCUGCUUCUCAUAUCAAGUUGCCAGAGGAAUGGAGUUUCUGGAAUCAAAAUCAUGUGUUCACAGAGAUCUAGCAGCCAGGAAUAUACUAGUCACCUAUGGGAAAGUGGCCAAAAUAUGCGACUUUGGACUUGCCAGGGAUAUAAUGAAUGAUUCAAACUAUGUUGUCAGAGGAAAUGCUCGUUUACCUGUCAAAUGGAUGUCCCCUGAAAGUUUAUUUGAAGGGAUAUACACAAUUAAAAGUGAUGUCUGGUCUUAUGGAAUCUUACUCUGGGAAAUAUUCUCUCUUGGUGUCAAUCCUUAUCCCGGAAUACAAGUUAAUGAGAAAUUCUACAAGCUUAUUCAAAAUGGAUUUAAGAUGGACCGUCCAUUUUAUGCCACAGAAGAAAUAUACUUAUUACUGUGUUCCUGCUGGGCUUUGGACUCCAGAAAAAGACCAUCCUUUUCACAGCUGCUUUCCCUUCUGGCAUGCCAGCUGGCUGAGGCAGAAGGAACAGCAUGCUGGACAGAUCAUACUGAUACCUCUAAGCACGUUUCCAGUUCCAAAUGCAACCCGCAUGUGACAAGAGAAGCAGAGCUCACUAUUCCUCUGUUGGAUGAAGAUAUUGCAAGGGAAAAAUAAAGCAGACUUUAUUUUA